Schistocerca americana (American grasshopper) is the source of this 1914-nucleotide messenger RNA. Its product is annotated as mitochondrial dicarboxylate carrier-like. Bases 275 to 1138 code for a protein of 287 amino acids. Gene Ontology annotation, biological process: oxaloacetate transport; succinate transmembrane transport; phosphate ion transmembrane transport. NCBI's taxonomy places the organism in Eukaryota, Metazoa, Arthropoda, Insecta, Orthoptera, Acrididae. The record is from RefSeq and is a predicted model, not a curated record. The transcript has 8 exons. Gene Ontology annotation, molecular function: sulfate transmembrane transporter activity; oxaloacetate transmembrane transporter activity; antiporter activity.
UCUGACAAGUCAUCUUGCGUCAUCAUUAAUUUUUCACGUACUGAUGUAUGCCACUUGAUUCCUCAAAAAAAUUCAGUCCGUUGUGAGCGCUGGUAGCACGCGCCUGUUAUACAUUGGCUAAGGAUGCUAUGAAUAACUUCGAGAACUAAAAUUGUCCGAAAUACUAGGAAGAUGUGUAAAAAGUAGAACUUCCUGCGUCCACAUCAGGAGUCUGACGUUGCCAGUGAAAUAUUUAUGUAGGCUACUCAAACGGAAACCCAUCUCGUAGAGAAGGAUGUCUGAGAAGCGACUUGCACGGUGGUAUUUUGGAGGCCUAGCUUCUGCAGGUGCAGCAUGCUGUACACAUCCACUGGACCUUCUAAAGGUGCACUUGCAAACACAACAGGAAGGAAAACUUUCGAUGGCUCGCAUGGCAGUGACAAUUGUCCGGAAACAAGGACUGUUUGCUUUGUACAAUGGGCUUUCAGCUUCCCUUCUUAGGCAACUCACUUACUCAACAACGCGGUUUGGUAUUUAUGAGGUGACAAAGCAGGCUGUCGCCCCAUCUGGUGAAGCAAUACCUUUUUACCAACGGAUUGGAAUGGCAGCAGUUGCUGGUGCUGCUGGAGGCUUUGUUGGCACCCCUGGAGACCUGGUUAACGUACGCAUGCAGAAUGACAUCAAAUUAUCUCCUGAAUUACGAAGAAACUACCGCCAUGCCCUAGACGGAGUAGUUAGAGUUCUUCGUGAAGAAGGUCUACGGCGGCUGUUCUCAGGGGCAUCCACUGCCACUGGUCGCGCUGUACUCAUGACUAUUGGACAACUGUCUUUCUAUGAUCAAUUCAAAAUGUUGCUACUAACAUAUGCUGGCAUGUCAGACAACCUCACCACACACUUUCUUGCUAGUCUUUCAGCAGGUGCAGUAGCAACAACACUCACGCAGCCAUUAGAUGUGAUGAAGACAAGAGCAAUGAACGCAAAGCCUGGAGAAUUCAAGAGCUUAUGGCACAUAGCCACGUAUACUGCCAAACUUGGUCCACUGGGUUUCUUCAAGGGUUAUAUUCCAGCAUUUAUAAGACUUGGGCCACAGACAAUUUUAACAUUUGUGUUCCUGGAACAACUGCGCAAAAAUUUUGGGGUAUUGGCACUACCUCAGUAAUAAGUUACCUUAUUUCUGGUCAAUAGGUUAUAUUUACAUCACAAAAGAAAGGAAGUAAUUAGCUGUUUAACCACUGGAGUAAGUGUACUACUUGCCAGUUUGACUUCUACAGUGCAAAGAAUACUUGAGAAUCAAAGGGUUUACAUGGUAAACUUUAUGAAUUUAUCAGUUCCAAACUAUGAACAUCAAAACAUAGAAUGCCAAAGUACAUUAAAAACAAUUAACUGAUUUUUCCUCAUUUAGGACACACAAAAAUUCCCAUAAUCAGUUUUUCUAUCUUGCAGGUGAAAUGUUAACAGUUACUGUCAUGAUUGGUCGUAGAAGGAAAUCACAUUUUUAAUGCCAUUGAAACAUCAUCAUAAAUUAAGAUCUUUGUUGUACUCAUUACCAUAGUUGUUAUUCUCACACAUUUUUUUACGUUUCUUGUUUACAGUUUUUACCGACAUAAAAUUAUCACUUCACACAAACAAGGAUAAUCGUCAAAUAUUUGCCUCAUUCUGAGAUAUUGUUGCUAUUGUGUAUUGCCUCUUCUUCAUGUAACAUAUCUUUGAUGGUUCUUCCAUAUUAUGCAUGGAAGAUGGUAAAGUAAGUAAUGUAAGUGUAGAAUAAUAAUGUAAAUUUCUGGAUGGAACAAUAAUCAAAAUAAGGAAAAGGCAGACAGUUACCUAUAGCAGACUGAUGUAUGGGGCAUAGAAACAAGUAACAGAAAAACAGUAUUCACAGUACUUUAUGAGCACUUGCUUCUUUUCCAAGCAAAAGUUCACACACACACACAC